CGGCCUGCAUCUCGUGCACGUUGAAAACACUUGUGAGUAGCUACAAUCUCGUCCUGAGACACUUGCUCAUACAACAACACAAGCCGUCCGAUCCUGCCAUGGCCGGUCCAGCUAUAGGCGCCAAUGCUGCCCCACCGAUCAACGUCCCUCAGGCUCGGCUUCCGCCCGAGAUUUGCGAGCGCAUCAUCGACCAUAUCGGUUGGAUUCUCAACGAGGACAGAUCAGCUCUGUUGAACUGCGCCCUCGUUUGCCGAGGGUGGUACGCCAAGAGCCGCGCGAUCUUUUUCACGUACCCCCAGCUCCGCACUCCGAAACAGGCAGUCGCCUGCGUGACAUCAUUGAAGCAGAUACCUCUCCUCGCUACCCGUGUGCAAUCGCUACAGAUCGGGUCUUAUUCAGAUCCGCAGACCGUUGUGACAGGUCCAGAGUUGGCAUCAAUUCUCUUGCUGCUGGCAGGGAAACUUCCAAAGCUGAAGUCGCUCAGCUUACCGCACGUCAGCUUUGAGCACUGCUCCAUGCGCCAUUUAGCGUUUUGGAGUCUGCACGAAUUCAGCCAUAUCGUACACUUGUACCUACGGAAUGUGACAUUGCCAUCGGCGAGCCCCUUCGUUCAGGUCAUCUGUUCAUUUCCUCAUCUGCAGUUCCUUUCUUGCUACAAUCUGUGCUGGAGCAAACCAAGGUCUAUGGCUCCACUGCCUGAACGCCACCGCAUGCCUUUGACGACAGUGACUUCUCUUCACUAUGACCUGUCGUGCCUUGAAGACAUCCGACAUGUUCUUCUCGGUCUGCUGGAUCAAGCAAUCCUCCAAGAACUUCGCCUAGAACCCGCAGUCUCUGAGGCGGCUCUUUCUUUUACUCAGGACAUGCUGAACAUGGCUGGCACGAGACUCGAGCACGCAGCAAUACCCCUCAAAGCACCAGAGGAAGAUACCGGUGACAAUUUCCAGUCCUUACUCUCAAAUGUCAAUCUGCAGGGACUGUUUCUAGCAAUCAGUUCUUCAGAAGUGAAUGAUAUUGCACAGUUUGUCCGGAGUGUGCUGCCGCCUCUGAUCAGCACAAUAUCAUCAAAAGGUCUCGAAGGUAUCCGUCUUGAUAUAGUCUGCAGUCAGAUUGACGAGCUUUUGGCUGAGGGACAUUUCACUAAACUGCAAGACGUAUCAAUAGAAUUCGAGGAUGCCCUGUUGGAUGGCUCACAGCAUGUUGCAUUCUGCACAGAGAUCUGUGCCCGUUUUCCUAAACUGAACGACAAGAACAUGUUGAUAGAAUACAAACCAAAUUAUAAAGAUUACCAAUGUCCAAGUGAGGCUGAGAGAGCAUUGAAAGCGAAACAACUGGCCGAAAAGCCGCCUCGUCCAACUGAGCAAGCCGCCACAUAGAUAAAUCCUGUCUUUGCGCUCAUGCCACCUCGCCUUCACUUUCCUCUCCAAAUUAUCCCGGAUGUGCAGCUCCUACGGCGGCACUCCCCCACCCCCUCCACGGCCAAAUUC
Laetiporus sulphureus 93-53 is the source of this 1487-nucleotide messenger RNA. RefSeq lists its product as uncharacterized. The record is from RefSeq and is a predicted model, not a curated record. The coding region runs from base 99 to 1376 and encodes 425 amino acids. The transcript has 4 exons. Lineage: Eukaryota; Fungi; Basidiomycota; Agaricomycetes; Polyporales; Laetiporaceae.